Messenger RNA from Drosophila mojavensis, 684 nucleotides. RefSeq names its product protein lin-52 homolog (gene lin-52). NCBI's taxonomy places the organism in Eukaryota, Metazoa, Arthropoda, Insecta, Diptera, Drosophilidae. Bases 114 to 530 code for a protein of 138 amino acids. Gene Ontology annotation, biological process: regulation of DNA-templated transcription. The record is from RefSeq and is a predicted model, not a curated record. The transcript is spliced from 4 exons. Gene Ontology annotation, cellular component: DRM complex.
GAAUUAUUUUAAGGGUGGCAACGCCAGCUGAGUGUUGACGGCAAAUUUUGUUUACCUUUUUGUGCAAUUGAUGUUUAUUGACAAUUCGUAUAUUGUAUUACUCAAUAAUAACAAUGACUGGUAAAUCAAAAGCAGAUUCGGAUGUGUCAACACCAGCAGAAAAACAUCAAACGAGUGAGGACGCCAAAGAAGCCGCCAAAGUGGAUGAACUAUUUUCGCUGGAAACCCUGCGUGAAUCGCCGGUACAAUGGCCAGAACGCUUUCCCGGCAUGGAAGAGUUUGUAACUAUGAGUGAUACACCAAUCCACAGACCAAGCGUUGACUGUAGCCAAAUCCCCACCAAAGUCAAUAUGGCUGCCAUUAACCAAUUUGCCCGUCUACCGCCCGAACAGCUGGUGGAGAAGAUUAAAGCAAUGCACGAUCAAAUCUAUAGAUUAGGCCUACGAGAGUCCAAGGAAAUGACACGUGGUAAAUUGCUGGGCAUCUUCGAUCGCGACCGGCUGACCAAAGCGAAAGCCCUGCGCAAUUGAUUACGACUGACUUACAAAUUCAAUUUUUACAACUAUAUACAUACAUAAUUAUUCAUAUAUUCAUUAUUUUUCCUGAUGUCUUAAAUUGUACAGUUAUAAGCGCGUGCUAUGCAUUUAUGCUAGUCAACAAUAAAUAACAUUUAUUUCCAUUAAA